CGCGCCUGAACAUCACAGCCUCAACACACAAACCAUCACUAUCACCGGCUGAUUACCUCAACAAGAGCGAUCGCACAGGUCUCCAAGAUGCCCAAGUUCUUCUGCGAUUAUUGCGAUGUCUACCUCACGCACGAUUCCAUGAGCGUGCGCAAGGCUCACAACAGUGGUCGAAACCAUCUGCGAAACGUGGUUGACUAUUACCAACAAAUCGGCCACGAGAAGGCUCAAUCCGUCAUCGACUCCAUCACCUCUUCUUAUGCUGCUGAAGGCCAAGCACACGCAAAUCCUAUGCUUCCUCAUAAUCAACCUGGACACGGUUUCCCUCCACCUCCCUUCGCGUUCCCAGGUGGUAUCCCUCCUCCGCCUUUCCCGGGGAUGCCAGGUGCGCCUCCUGGACAAUUUCCUCAAGGACUACCUCGUAAGCACACCUUUUACCCUCAAAAGACGAAGCCAUUUCUGACAGAAUCCAGCCCCUCCUGGCGGUGGUCGAGGCAUGCCCCCCAUGCCCCCAUUCCCGGGGCCCAAUGGCAUGCCUGUCCCUCCUAACGGUCUUCCAUUUCCCCCUCCUCCAGGCGGCUUCCCGUUCCCUCCUCCAGGCGCCCCAGGAGGACCUGGUGCUGCCGGUGGUGCCCCUCCUCCUUUUCCUGGCAUGCCUGGCAUGCCUCCGCCCGGCCAAGGAUUUCCACCACACGGAUUCGCUCCUCCCGGAGCCGGAGCUCCCGGACAUGAGAAGCGAUGAGUGACAUUCCUAUGGCAAGGAUGAAGUUUGGGCUGAUUACAGCCAUAGCAUCAUUGGCGAAUUGGGCGUUAGACAAGAACUGGGAAGAUGGAAAUUAUUCCCAGUUGGAGAUACUGCGAAGUAAAUGUUUUCUUUAAUAUGAUGUGGGCUCCCGGCCACGGGAUGGGCAAAGGGCGUCUAUCAAUUCCGAUUUAUUGGAUGGCUACAGGAAUAUAUGGUCCUGUUACUGCCGUAUUAGUCAGGCAAAUAUUGUGUGUAUAUUCAUUCAUGUGCGUGCGUGUGUACUGGUAAUUAUCAUACAUGAGAGUUACCCUCUUCAAUGUCAAAGUAUCCUCCAACUAGUUCCCAUAUAGAAUCUCUUCAAAAACAAAUCCCAGAUAGCAUAUCAUAAGCAAUAUCAUUUUCAUAACCCUCCA
This is a messenger RNA of Fusarium verticillioides 7600, 1155 nucleotides long. RefSeq lists its product as hypothetical. NCBI's taxonomy places the organism in Eukaryota, Fungi, Ascomycota, Sordariomycetes, Hypocreales, Nectriaceae. Gene Ontology annotation, cellular component: nucleus; U1 snRNP. The transcript has 5 exons. Gene Ontology annotation, molecular function: pre-mRNA 5'-splice site binding; zinc ion binding. Gene Ontology annotation, biological process: mRNA splicing, via spliceosome; mRNA 5'-splice site recognition; spliceosomal snRNP assembly. The record is from RefSeq and is a predicted model, not a curated record. Bases 88 to 546 code for a protein of 152 amino acids.